Messenger RNA from Desarmillaria tabescens, 1544 nucleotides. RefSeq lists its product as uncharacterized. The transcript has 7 exons. The record is from RefSeq and is a predicted model, not a curated record. Bases 1 to 1332 code for a protein of 443 amino acids. NCBI's taxonomy places the organism in Eukaryota, Fungi, Basidiomycota, Agaricomycetes, Agaricales, Physalacriaceae.
AUGCGCCCCCUCGCCGUUGGCGCCCAGGCGUCGUGGUUCGGCUCUGACAAGCCUCAAUAUACGGAAUGGUCGAAUGAAGAUCUCCAAAAGUGGCUUAACGACCAUCACAUCAAUACACCGUCUCUUGAUACAUAUUCUCGCAAUGACCUCCUUGAGCUCGUCAAGUCGAAUUGGAACGGUGCAGCUGCAUGGUCCUACGACCAGUACCUCUCGGCGCAAAAGUCUUUUUCGACGCUGCGCGAUUCGGCGUUUGAUACCUGGGAUGAGUCUCGGCUUCGCGAGUUCCUAUUGGAGCAGGGAAUUGUUGCACCGAAGGGACACAAAGAGGAGCUUGUCUUGCUCGCCAAGAAUCGAUACAAGUCUUACACAGAUGCCGCCAGCUCUUUCGCAUCUCAGGCUAGCGUGACGGCGAGCUCCGCGGUGUACGGUAACGCUCAGCACCAGGCGACGCAGUCGGUGUCUAGCAUUGUGGCCCAAGCAACCUCGGGCGUACUGAGGGCCAUGGACGACAGCAAAGACUACGUGUAUUCGACUUGGGACGACAAUCAGCUCCGAGAUUACCUCGUGCAGAAGGGCGUUCUCAAGACAAAGGCGGAGAAGAAGAGGGAGGAACUUCUCGCUAUGAUGAAAGACGCGUACUACAGUGUGGUUGACCCAGUUUGGGAGGGAUGGAGUAAUUCUUUCAUCUAUGAAUGGCUUGCCUCUCACAAUGUCCUCGAUGGCCGUUCCGGAUUAGAGAAGAAUCGCGACGCGCUUUUGGCUCAAAUGUCCAAAUACUACUAUACUCCUAACUCUUACUUUUGGGAUACUUGGAGCGACAGUGACCUCAAAGCGUGGCUAGUCGAGCAUAACAUUAUCAAGGACGAUGCCAAGAUCAAGCGGGAAAAGAUGGCCAAGCUCAUUCAAGACAAUUACUACAACACACAUGAUUCGUUUUGGAACGCUUGGAGCGAUUCUCAACUCCGUCUGUGGCUCAUCGACAAUGGUUAUUUGCGCUCUGACGCGCAAGUCAAAAGAGACGAACUCGUAAAGUUGAUGAAUCAAAAGUACUCUGACGCAUCAUCACGCGCCGCGGCUUAUCUCACCUGGCCCGAUGCACGGCUUCGUGCUUUCCUCCGAGAACACGGCAUGAGUGAGAAAGAGCUUCCUACUUCUCGACCGGGUUUGCUACAGGAAACGCGUAUCAGGUAUUCGCAAAGCAAGUCUGGGGCCCAAUCAUUGUUCAACUCGAUUAGGGAUAUUGCUUACGCGGCUGGAGAGAAGGUAACUCAGGUGUGGGAGAUGUUGACUGGUAGCGCCGAGGAGAAAUUGCAGGAGGGUAAAGGCUGGUGAAGAAGCUCGGACGAAGGGUAAGCAGGAGUGGGAAAAAGCAACAGCAGAGGCAGGUCAGGCGACGAAGAAGGCACAGGAAGAAUUGUAGAGCAUCAGCGCAGACAGAGUUUUGUAGGUUAUGUCGAAGUAGCACAAUAUUGUACAUUUUCUCAUUUGAAAUCACGUGGAGACGUUGAAAAACAGAUCGUUUACGUACGUUGAACAAGAAUUUC